This is a messenger RNA of Rhopilema esculentum, 7429 nucleotides long. Lineage: Eukaryota; Metazoa; Cnidaria; Scyphozoa; Rhizostomeae; Rhizostomatidae. The record is from RefSeq and is a predicted model, not a curated record.
UCCUGAGAAGGAGCAUUCAGCUCAACUUAUUGACAAACAAAGAUCACGGUGUGAUCGAACCAUGACGACAAUGACGUCACGUGGCUAUAAAAAUUUAGUUUCAUAGGCACAGUCAGAUUCUUUCUCCAUCAUGCGUAGGACUGAAAUUCUACGGCAAACAAUCGCUGAACCACUCUAUUGUUAAAUGAAUAAAAAGAUAAGGCAGUUCGAGAUUAUUCUGUGAUUAUGUGGACAUUUGCUGGUAGCUUCGUUGAAAGGUGAAAUGAAAUUGUUAGUGUUAAUCGGUGUGUUGGUGGUAUGGGUACAGAUUGUUUUGGAAGUUGAGGGUCAUUUGUGGGGACGGCGACGACGUCGACGAAGGAGAACUGUUCCCCCGCCAGAACCAGAUUGUUAUGUCAGUGAUGGUAAAAGAUGUCAAGAUAUAAAUGAGUGUCAGACCAAUGGAGGGAGAGGACCAUGCUCCCACACUUGUCAUAACACUGCAGGCAGUUAUAAAUGUGACUGUCCGACGGGGUACAUUCUUGGAACAGACAUGAAAACUUGCCAGGCAAAGGACUGCGGAACACCAUUUCUCAGUCACUGUCAUGCCCCCGUGUAUACAGACCAUGUAGGCAUGGUUUGCCAGAAAGUAGCCGCCAAUUGUCCCUUGGGUACAAGGCUCAACGCCCAGUGCCAUUUCAACUGCCCUACAGAUUUUGGCAUCGCAAAAAUCAAUGAUUUUACUUUGCCUUUCGCAAAAGUUGUGCUUAAAGAAGAUUUCCAGAAUGUUGUCACUUCCACAACCUGUGGCCUGGACACGUCCGGUAGAGCUGUUUGGUCGAAUGCUUCAGUAUUUCCCACUCACUAUUUUUGCAGGAGAAGAAACGACCCUCCUUCAAAUAUCUUGCUCUCAAAGACAACAUUGAAGGAACAUUCUUCUGUUGGAGCUGUUGUGGGGUCCCUGUCAGUGACAGUCCCCAUUGAAACAAAUGGAAUUGCAUACAGUAUGCAGCCUUCAGCAGGGCAGUAUUUCUUCCAGAUACAGGGAAAUAGGCUUCUAAACACGUGGGUACCGCGAUGGAAAAACCUACAAGGUUUGCAAAUUAACAACUACCACAUCAUAAUCCGUGCGACAAGCCCCGGUCUUCCUCCGAUGUGGCUUGAUAAAAACUUCACCAUCACUGUGACUAAUGUGAACGACCCCCCUUACUCGAUACAAAUUUCAAACAACAGCGUUAUGGAUACAGCUACCCACGGCCAUGUUAUUGGGGUGUUGUCUGCAAUUGACUAUGAUGGUCCAAGAGGCAACUUACCAUCAAGUGAUUUCGUUUGGUCGCUGAUUGAAGACGACAGAGGCCGUUUUGGUUUGCAAGGACCAAAUCUGGUUGUUGCUGGUGCUCUUGAUCAUCAGGCACAUCAGUAUCAUCGCAUUAUUGUCAACUGCACGGAUAAAGACCAGACGAACCCACGUUGGGCGCAAGCAACUAUUGUCAUAAACAUCAUUAACACCAAUGAUUCUCCUAAGAAUGUGAGGUUUCAGGGGCACAAAUUAUAUGAGAAUGCAAGUAUUGGCUUUGUCGCAGGUGAAUUCACAGCUUAUGACGAGGAUGGAGACAAACUGACGUUCUCUGUUUCGCAGAGCGAUGCAGACACGUUGCAAACUUUCGAAUUAGGGCCUACCAUUUGCUUUAAUUCUACGGUUAACUCGGUGAGACACAGUCUGUGUAGGACGAAUUUGAUUUUAAAGGACACUGUUGACUACGAAACUAAGAACACAUAUUCAGUAAAACUAACAGUUGCUGACCCAAGCGGAGCCUUUAACCUGAAGGAAUUCUUGGUUCACGUCGUAAAUCUGAACGAAGCCCCGACUGGCAUUACAAUUUCAAAGAACUAUGUGCUCGAAAAUAGUCCUGCUGGUACUGUUGUGGGCCAGUUAGCGAUUGCGGAUCCAGAUACAUCGCAGCGAUCACCCCAAGGACAUACUUGUGUUGUUAGUCCGUCGAGUCCGUUUUCAAUCCAGGGCUUAAAUCUUAUUGUGUCUGGAAACCUGGACUACGAAUCGAAGGCAUCUUACCAAAUCAACAUUACAUGUAUGGACAAUGGCGUCCCUCCACUUUCAAUCUGGAAAAGGUUUAUCAUUACAGUUCGUGAUCAAAAUGAAGUACCCGAAUACCUGACUCUUUCAUGGUCAUCAAUACCCGAAAAUGCGCGAAUAGGAUCCGUUGUUGGUAACCUAAUGUCACGCGAUCCAGAUGUUAAUUCCGGGAAACUAACAUAUCACAUCGAGUCACCAGUGAACUCACCAUUUGGAAUAUCUGGUCAAACGAACAGCUCACUUGUUACAACUCGGCUGCUGGAUUUCGAGACGCAAAGUGAAUUCGAUUUGCUAAUCAGCGUCACUGACAACGGAGGAUUGUCUCUUGAGAAGUAUUUCAAAAUCAAAGUUACUGAUAUCAACGAAGCACCCACAGAUAUCAUUGUAGUUCCCUUGACCCUCCCUGAAAAUAGCCCACCAGGAACAUGGAUCGGUUCCAUAACAGUGCUAGACGAGGAUUUCAACUCAACUGCCUCUUGCCGCAUCGUCAGUGGGAACACCGAUUAUUUUGCUGUGUCAGCAAUGCACCUCGUAGCGGGCACAAAGAAAACUGACUACGAGGCUCUGGGAUCAAUGAAAAGCCUCGAUGUGAAAUUGAGAUGCACAGAUGCAUACGGGCUCUCUGUUGAGAAAGUAUUUCAUGUUCAGGUUACAGAUGUAAACGAACCCCUGACAGAUAUAAGAGUGACUGUCCGUACUGUAUCUGAGAACCAAAUCAAUGCUGUGGUAGGCCAAAUUACAAUUCAGGACCCAGAUGUUGGACAAAGUCAUAUGUGUAGUGUUGUUAAUAAUGGCACAACGGGUGCUUUCUUCGAGGUUGAUAAGGCCACAUUGCAAAUCAAAACGAGGCGCCCACUGAACUUUGAAGGAUGGCGUCAGUAUGCUUUAACUGUCAGUUGCUCUGAUGUCGUUGCUUCUGGUCAAAGUCAGUUUACAGUAUUCAAAGAUAUUGUCGUUAAUGUUACAGAUGUCAAUGAAAGACCAUACAAUCCGUGCCCCCAACAAAUUUACGUCGAUGAAGCUGCCUCUAACGGGUCUGUUGUCUGGACAUUUAAGCCACGUGACCCGGACAAUGAGGAGUAUGAUACCGGAAUUAGCCAAAACCAGACCUCGCUGCAGCCAAAACAAAAUCUGAUUGCGGGGAUAUCUUCCGGUGCCCCAGCAUUGCCAUUUGUUAUUGCAGAUGAUCAGUACUUGGCUAAAACAGGGAAACUAGACCGGUCGAAGCAGUCUACUUACAACGUGCCACUGAACGUAACAGAUGAUGGUAUGCUUCUGCGGUUACGCAAUGGAAAGUAUGAGCGGUACCAGGGACAUCGGAUCAACGUAACGUUUAAUUGCAAAGUCGAAGUUCUUGCCUCAGGGGAUCAACGAUUGCAGCUUGACAUAGCACUGUCUUCGAAUACAAUCUCAGAAGAUGCUCUUAAUGGCACCAGGAUUGGCACUUUAUCAGUGAUAAACGGCAAACGUGGCUCGACAUACCAGCUGAGGGUGAUGCAAGCAGAAUCAGCACCUUUUAGAAUUGUUCGCAGUGACCUCAUUCUGGUCACAGGAGCUCCACUCGAUUACGAGACAACCAAUUCGACAGGUGUUGGUAUAAUUGCCGUGGGCUCUGAUGGAACAACUGUGCAAAGAUUGUUUCUCAUUAGAAUUAUAAACGUUAACGAAAGACCAGUCAAAAUGUGCAUUUUGGGUAACAAGACUGUUGUCGAGCUGACCAAUGCUGACCAAAUAGUCGGACAAAUAUUCAUUGAGGAUCCAGAUCAUAUUGAAAGCCGAGGAAUAUGUAGCAAGCCAUCCCCUUCGCUAAGGCAAUCGCAAAACUACAGUUGCCAGAUUGAGUCGAACUUCAUCGAUGUCUCGGAACUGGCAAGGAUUUUUUACAUUGAUCAGAGUUUGAGACUACACGGAAACACAACAUUUGACUACAGUGCCAAAAAGCAAUACUCACUGCCAAUUAUUUGCAGAGAUAUUCAAAAACCAGUGCACCUUAUAGAGAAAACUACGGUGAUCAACGUUCUGGAGAGCUCAACCAGACCAAGGUGGGACUUCACACUUUCUUCAGCCAGUGUCGCUGAAAAUGCAGCAAAUGGAACGGAAAUUGGCACAUUGAGCAUUAUUGAUGGAGGGAGUGACAGUUACAGCUUCAAAGUCACAGAUGACCGCAAACCGUUCCGAGUUUUCGGAACAAAGCUCGUUCUUUACACAAGUGCACCACUGGAUUACGAAACGUCAAAUUCAACAAACAUUGUCAUUGAGUCAAAGAAUUCAAAGGGACUGGCGGUGUCAAAGUCAUUUACAAUUCUCAUCACAAACAUCAAUGAAAGACCAGUAAACAUGUGCUUGGCGAAUGCGUUGUUGGUCAUUCCUGAAAAGUCACCAACCGAGAGUGUUAUUGGACAGAUAGUCGUAGAAGACCCUGAUCACCCAGAAUCAAAAGGUCUCUGCAAAAACGGUGCUAAAGUCAUCCCAGAAGACCAUACUUACAGUUGUGAAAUAUUCUCUAACACUGUGAAUUUAAAUGACAUAAAAAGCAAAUUUUACAUCGACCAGCAAUUCCGUUUACAUAGAAAGAGCGAUUUCGUUUACAAAUCCCAGAGCGUAUACAAUAUUCCUGUCAUGUGCAGAGACAAGAAAAAACCUAUAUUCCUUAUUGAAAGAACAUUUGUUGUCAGGAUAGAAGCUCCAUCUUGCCAAACAUUGUACAAGUUAGUCAACGGUGUAUGCGUUUGUGAGAAUGGCAUGUCUGGACCGAAAUGUGACAGGGAUCCAUAUAUAUGCGCCAAAACCAAAUGCGCGAAGACUGAGGUCUGUGUGAGCCAUAUCAGUGCUACAAAAAGAUGCAUUCCGCGGUUGAAACAAGUUCCAAUACUGCUGCAACUUCCCUUCACCAUUGCGUCACAGGUGCAAAAUAAAUACAAAAUCGAGUCAUAUGUUGAGUCAAUAUUCGAAGGAAGAAGGCCUGCGGGACAGACCUUGAAUUCAUUGUUUUCUAAAAACGUUAUAAGUCGGCGAAAAAGAGACAUACCGAAAGAUGUUUACGUUGAAGCUGCUUCAUCACAAAGAGUGUUAUCAUUCCACAGUUACUUGAUCUUUGUGGCCAUGGAUCCAAACUCUGGUUACGAGGCGUUAUCUGGAAGCAGUAUGUGUGCCUUGCUCAAUGGUACAGAUAUUCGUUGCGUGAACGAGGAAGACUGUAAGCUCUUAAUCCAGGCUGGUAUUGAAUGCCCCUAUGUGUUCCCGGAUAUUGGCAAAAGUGGGACUGGUAAAAGGAAAGCUGAGGAUGAUCAAGGCUCAUCGCCAAAACCCUGGGUGAUUGGUGUUGGCUCUGUCGCUGUCAUUUGUGUUGUGGCAUUUUUGCUAAUUUGUUUUGUUAUAAGGCGAAAGAGAUCAAAACGGAAGUCUGAUCAACCAGUGGUGUUUCAAGAGCUUAAAGGCAGGGACAUGUACGGCUUGGCGAAUCCGGUUUAUUCGGGUGAAACGGUUUCACCUGAAAAUUCUCCUCAAGUUAUUCCAUCCAGAAGGGGGCUGCAACCUCUUGUAAAUAACAACCUGAAUAAUCAACAAUCUAGCAAGAGGCCAGCUAAUAUAAAGAGGUUCGAGAAUCCACUUUACAAAGACAAGCAACGACUUGGAAAUUUGGACUUGAACAACCCGAUAUACGAUACGAGCUCCAACCUGCAGCCCCCAGGGCAGACAAACGAGCAUCUUUACGAAUCAGUUGGUAAAAAGCUGGGAAAAGAAGCAGUCAAUGUGCUGGUAGAGGAGGAGAAAAUGAAAGCUAAAGAAAAGGGCCUUGACGAAGGGGUAGUAGCCCUCCCAGAGCCGAAGUAUGACACAUUAAAGGAGAAUGGUUAUGCUUCGUAUGAAAAGCCAGAUAAUCGUAAAGUUGUUUUGAAUCCGAAAGGAAAAAGCAACAAUUCCAAUUGCUGAAAAUGUUUUAAUCGAUUAUAAGCUUAGAGCUAGAUCUCAUGAGAAAUCAACCGUUUGGCAGUUCCAAGAACAAGAUAAGUAUUGUAUUGUAUGCCGAUUGAUUUUCUCAAAGUAAAAUAUAAGGUACAAACAGGUGUACCAGCCUUUCGCUUGCAACGCUUUUUAUAUCAUAAAUCCCUGAUAAAGCUUUCCAAAUUGAGCGCUUUAGACUAAGCGCUCUAUGCUUAGUGCUCCCAAUUAUGCCCCUUUUUGAAAAAGCAUCCCCUUUAAUAAGUGUCCCCUUGAAUGAGCGUUAAGUGUAUGUAAAGUUUUUAUUUUUAUUAAGUAAAGAAAAGUUGAAAACAGUAUUUACGCUAUAAUUUGCGUUUUAACCUUGUUAAUUAAUGUUCACGGCGUUUUCCGAAAUAAAGUUCAAACCUUCUUUCGAUAUCACUUUUUUAACAAAUGUUACCCGUGAUUAAGCGCUUUAUUUGAUAAGUACUCCCUUGAAUAAACGUCCCUUGAGUAAGCUCCCACUUGAAUAAGCUCCCUCUUGGGUAAGCUCCCCCUUGAAUAAGCUCCCCUUUGAGAAAGCUCCCCCUUGAGUAAGCUCCUCCUUGAAUAAGCUCCCGCUUUAAUAAGCACCCCCUUGAAUAAGAACCCAGACAAAAUGCCAAAAAAUUAACGAACUUAGGCACUUGAUCCAGGAUUUACAGUGUCAAGCCCUAACAGUUGUAAUCAUGUCUGCAAAAUUGUACUAUUAUAGAAAAUCUAAGCGAGUUUUCAUUGUAACUAUUUUUCGGUUAUUCAAUUGUUUGAAUUAGGCAAUGGAGACUUGUUGACCAUCCCUGCUCAUAGGGCACAAUUAUAAAAAAACUUAAGCUCUAUUGGACGAAAGCGAGCUUUGAAAACUGUGGGAAAAGCCUAACUUUCAUAUCGCUGGAAACUAAGUGUCUUUCGAAAUUCUAAUAUAGCAAGAAUUUUAUGCAAUUCUUUCAAUCCUUUUUUCAAAAAGCUCGUUCUUAAAGAAUCUCUUUGCAGUUUGACCUGCCAUAGCUUCAAAGGGGCUUCAAGCAACUUCAAAUUUCCUUUUUACAAACGAUACUCUCUUCAAGGCUUAUUUCCUGUUUUUCAAGGUAGGCUGUUGCUGCUAGAAAUCCUCUUUUGGCAUUAAUUUUUCUUUAGCUCCAUGUCAGCAGAAUCCCUGCAAAUCUUCUUGCUUUUGUUGAGCAACAGUGGCUUUUUACACAAUCAGAAUGCGAGAAUGUCAGUUUUUAGUGUUCUCGGUAGUUUAUUUGUAUAGAGUUGUCUUUAUAGUGAUAUUUAAUGACACGUUUUGUAAAUAGUGUUUUGCACAACUAUGUUUAAGAAAGUUCUGAAGCUGUUUUUCCAAGCACUAGCAAUAGUCUUCCAGAAAAGUUUUCCUUUUUCAUGCCUUGAUCU